AUGACCGCCGACCUGAACGAGCUCAUACGGCUAAGGAAGGACGUUCUCGCAGCCAAGCGACUUUACAAGAUAUCUCCAGAGCCUCCCUCGGCGAUCCGGCUGACGGUAGACUUUUUUGUCCUGCUUAUUCUUCCGGCAGCCUACUCCUACUACAACUUCUCCACCCUGGACGCAGACGUCAACUAUGAUGCUGACAAAACAGUGCCUCGCCCGAACGCCUCUACACCGAGCAAACUCGCACGUUUUAGCCUUCUCCGCGACAGCGAGAUGCUUCAAUGCUACCAGGGAAAGUACCGGCUUUCGAAGGAGCAGGCGGCGAUGGGCGACAUCUUUGGAUACUAGGCGAUCCGGGGAAAGAUAAGUCCUGCGGCCCUUGCGAGCAAGCGGCCAUAUGUACUCAGCACUUGAGGGUAGUCUGUGGGGAACUGGACAAUAGCUUCGCUUCUAGUAUCCGGAAUUCUGUGCGGCGGGACUGCCGUACGUGUCCCUUUCUCAUUCUGCACAGGUUGCUUCAGUCCCAGGACAGGUGGCGCGGUCAGUCGGAACUGCGCGUAGCUGGCAGAGACCGCGACGAGCAAUACCGCUUCCCUCAGAAAGAUAUGGAGUGAUUUCCGAACAGACUUGGCUUGGCAUCCGGCGCGUCAUACAAAAUGUCAGUG
Phanerochaete carnosa HHB-10118-sp is the source of this 659-nucleotide messenger RNA. RefSeq lists its product as uncharacterized. The transcript has a single exon. The coding region runs from base 1 to 342 and encodes 113 amino acids. The record is from RefSeq and is a predicted model, not a curated record. Lineage: Eukaryota; Fungi; Basidiomycota; Agaricomycetes; Polyporales; Phanerochaetaceae.